AUGUCACGCAAGAUUAGGAGUGUACAUACUUUAACAGCGAUCAGCCUUCGUGAAAAUAAUAGCUCCGAACUGGUGCAAAUAAGUCAAGCUGAACUAGAAUUAUUAACUAAUGCGAGAAAUUGUAAUCUUAUAUCAUGUAUAAUUAUAAAAAAUGAGUCUCAAUAUGCUCUUCAAUAUAAAAAUCAUGGUGGAUACAGUGGAUUUUUUUUCACAGAUGCAAUAGAUGCAUUUCAUAAUGAAAUUGGAGCACUGAUAGAUGGUAUGUUGAUUAAAACUAUAAUUCCAAAAGAAGAUGCUGUUGGCGGUAUUUUACAUACAAAAGAAUCUGAUGCAGCGUGUGGUAGUUCAGGUUAUAUUAGUUUGGUAAUUGCAACAGAAGCAAAAAAUUAUAUAGUUUGCUGUGGUUUUAAUACUUCUUACAGUGGACGUAAUUUAGCUGAGAUAGAAAUAAGAGCAGAGGAUGGAGUAACGGAUGAAAAAUGUUGUAUCACGGGCCAUGGUAUCGAUCCAACAGGAAACGUAACAGAUAUAAACGGAUUAAUAACAAAGACUUAUCAUUCUGCUCAAAACGAUGGAUUGCAUGACUUUUAUGAAGCUUGUAGAGUAUUUAAAUUGAUGUCAAAUCUAAAUAUGUAA
Molecule: messenger RNA, 636 nt
Organism: Didymodactylos carnosus
Lineage: Eukaryota; Metazoa; Rotifera; Eurotatoria; Philodinida; Philodinidae
Source: the annotation of a GenBank genome assembly